AUGUCCUCUCAAUUCCUACAGACAGAGCUCUUGCAUCUCAUUCAAGAGUCAAAACGAAAGAAUGCUGACCUGCGAAAUGCUGCUGAGACGUCUCUCAAUGAAUUGAAGGCAUUGCCUUCUACUUCAGAGGCCCAGACAACAGCUGGUGUGCUUAACCCCCAAUCACUAGACCUGGUACGAAGGCCGAAGUUUGUCGACCCGUUUAUCAUAACUUGCCAUAGUCGCCAUGCCAAGCUUGCUGGUAUUGGAGUUGUGUGCUUACAGAGACUGGUGGCUUCACGUUCAUUACCACCUGAGCGGCUGAGAGAUGUUCUGAAUGGGUUAAGGGAAACCACCAACUUGAGUCUGGACAUCCAACUCAAAAUAUUGCAAACAUUGCCUUCUUUGUUGCAGCACUAUUCCAAUGAGCUCAGUGGAGAGCUGCUUGUGAGCACAUUAGAAAUAUGUGCGAUGUUGCAGGCAAGCAAAACCCUUGCCGUGUCCAGCACUGCGGCAGCCACACUACAGCAACUUGUGAUGUCGACAUUUGAGAGGAUUGCCAUUGAUGACAGAAUACUUGACUCGUCCAAACCAAAUGAAACCGUUACUGUCGACGACCGUCCAGUAACUAUUAGCUACUUCGCUUAUGAUGCAUUACGGGUUUUGGAUGAUCUCUGCCGUCUCGUAGAUGGCGAACCACUGCAAUUCCUACGGAUGAAAUCACUCUCCCCAACAUUCACAUUGGAACUUAUCGAGAGUAUCCUGGUUAAUAAUGGCAGCCUGUUUGUUGGACAUGCGGAACUUACGCAGGUGCUCCGAGCUCGGCUUAUGCCACUGACCGUCAGGUACUUAUCUGAGAGGCACAAUUUUGCUCAAACAGUCCGGGUUGCCCGGAUCCUUCUUGUAUGUCUGAAACGUCAUAUGUCACUUCUUACCGCGGAGUGUGAGAUGGCACUUGGUCUGUUGACACACUUACUCGAACCGGAUGGAACAGCACCCUGGAAGCGUGUGAUUUGCAUGGAACUUUUCCGAUCCUUGUACGCUGAACCAGGUUUAGUCCGACUGAUGUACUCACUAUACGAUGGAAAAGAAGGGAGAAAGAGCGUUCUUAGGGACCAUAUGGCUUCACUUGUUCGUCUGGCCUCCGAGAAACCGUCUUUGAUCGGGGUCGGCAACCAAUCCACGGUGCCUACGCGCGCGGAAUAUUCGAGGUCCAUCACUGAGGAACAAAUCACUCUAGAAGCUGGUGGAGUGGCUGGUGUCAUUGGAACCUCCGUUCCAUCUACUGAUACAAAUGUACCAGGCAUCAGCAGCCAGUGGAGUGUGGUCCGCACACCUUACAUGGAAAUCCUCGACAAGACUGAUGCGCCACUCCCCCCGGAUACCUAUAUUUACAGUCUCGUACUCAAUUGCAUUGCUGUAUUCGCUGAAGGUCUCGCAAAGUUCAUACUUCCCUUGACUGUUCCUGAGUUCAAGCAUAAACGAAAAAAUCGAAUCACAAGCCCUGAUCAAGAACUUAGCUCCCCUAUUGCGUCAUCUCCAGAUCUUCAAAGGACGCAUUCUUGGAGAAUCACUCAAAAUUUAAAGUCUAAAAAGUCGCCUAUACCAGUCAAUCCUUUGGAAUUGGAGUCCCACCCGCAGAUUUCAGCAAUCAAAGCAUGUGCCGGGAUUAUCGAGAACUGCUGGCCUGCUGUUCUUGCUACGUGCUCGACGUUCUUAUAUGCAGCUCUGGAUGACGAAUUCUACCAUAGCCUAGUGCGAUCCUUCCAGAAAUUGGCCCAUGUUGCGGGCCUUCUGAGGCUUUCUGUUCCCCGUGACGCUUUCUUGACGACUCUAGGGAAAGCUGCUAUGCCGCCUGAGACCGGUGGUGCUAAAUCAGGGACUUCCACAGCACCUGUUUCUGAUUCCCAGAACAACUAUGCGUCUGAGAAAAGGCGUAAGGGUGCGGAGAUCGGUUCCCCAUUACCUGCAGAUUCGCCAAGUACCACUUCAGACAGCCAUUCUGUGCUAUUAAGCACGAGAAACCUUUUAUGUCUGCGUGCCUUGCUGAAUUUGGGUAUCGCUUUGGGGCCAAUCCUAGACCAGCCAGCCUGGUCCAUUAUCCUUGAGACCCUCCAGGAUACAGAUUUGUUGAUUGGGAUAUCGUCUGUUUCUACAAUGAAGUCAAGUGCCGCAGCUAAUAGCCCUGGGGAUGCGGCAGCCGGCAUCGACGUGCCCAAAGCGAACCUUGGCGCAGAGAUCAUUGCCGUGCAAACAGCAUCUAACAAGAUGUUUGAAAGCACUAAUGGCUACCCCGCUGACUCGUUCCAAGACAUUUUAGUUGCUCUUUUGAGUCUUUCACAGUUUACCGAGGAAACGACACAACAAGACCCAUCAGAGAAAGUAUCAGGCACGCCUCGUUCUCCACAGUCUCUUAGGCGUCCAGGGCACAUGCGCAAGAGUACCCGUCGCGUAUCGCUCACAGUUGGCAAAUCCAAAGCGCAGGAUGAACAGCUGAAAUUUGUCUUGGAAAAAGCAGACGAGGUAGCUAAAGCGAACCUGGAACGACUGUCAUCUCUGGAUGAGAACGAUCUUCGUGCGUGGCAGAGCCUUACGGACAGUCUUAUAUCAGGUGCAUCGCAUGGCGAAGUCAGCCAGGCUCUUCGUUUAAGAGCCAGCGAAGUUCUCAAUAACCUUGUCUUUCAGACAAUGAAGCAGAAUGAUGUCGACGACGAUUCUUUGCGAAACACACGGCAGCUGAGGAACCUGGAGACCUUGAAAAAGCAAAUGAAUUCUCUCUAUAAUUCGAAACUGCCAGGUUCUUAUCCUGCUGUCGUUAUCGAGAUCCACGAGCAAAGCCUGGAGAUCCUGAAAAACACCUUAGAGCAGUAUGCAGAAACCUUUGCCGAUGGCUGGACCCUUGUCUUCGAUCUCAUUUCCAGCGUCUUUGGGGAGGUAAUGGCCGAGGAGACAUCGGAGACGAGCACGACAAAUCCAGGAGGCAAAGCAUCGUUGUUAGCUGAUUCGCCCCGCCUUAUCCGCGCAGCUUACAAGUCUCUUCAACUGGUAGCCUCUGAUUUCUUAUCUCUACUUCCAGCGCCUUGCCGUUUGAAUCUUGUGGAUUCUCUUUCAGGCUUUGCCUCACAGCAACAAGAUUUCAACAUCUCGCUGACUACGACCUCGUCUUUCUGGAAUGUCUCAGAUUUUCUCCAGGGACAAAUAGAACGGUUCACCAUUGAAUCUCAUGUCGAUGCAUCGGUUAGAGAAGAAGACCUUGCGACGCUAGCCAAGGACAACGAUGUCUCCGUAUCCCGUAAUUCUCUAUGGUUAUUACUCUUACUGAGAAUUGUUGACCUUGCAACCGAUAGCCGAACCGAAAUCAGAAACUGUGCAGUCCACACGCUGCUAAGGAUCUUCGAUGCCUAUGGCCAACAAUUAUCGGCCAAGGCAUGGCGGCUGUGUCUCAAUAGAGUUCUCUUUCAAAUGAUCGAGAACGUCGAGGCUGAACUUACGGGAGUCGUGAAAGGACGGAACGGGGCAAAUUCAUACGAGCUCAAGCCAUGGAUAGACACGACAGUCGUGAUGAUCAAAGGAUCUGCUGAACUGAUUACAACUUUCUUCGAUUCGAUUGCCCAAGACGAAGAAUUCGACCGUUCCUGGGAACGACUUCUAGGCUAUUUCCAGACAUUGAUUGGCCUGGAUCUUUUGGAAUUCAGUGAAGCAGUGUUCUCCAGCUUGUCGAACAUCCUUUUUAGGGUAGAAAGCCCGACUGGUUUCAGCAAACAAGCACUGGAGUCUGCAUGGUCACUUUGGGAUAGUGGCCAUCCGGCCAGUAAGGAGGACUCGUUGGAUCUCGACUGCCCCAAUCAGGACUCUGCCUUGGCAUACCUCCGGUCCUUCGAACAAAUAUACCGUCUUCAUAAGGAUGAUCUGACAAGAGAGCGCAUAGCGGGCAUCCUUGAACAUAUGAAACUGCUUGCGUGGAACUCGGUCUCUCCCCGAUAUUCUCCCGAUAUAGACCGUUCUUCGACCCUGCAAUCAUUGAUAAUUGCUUCUACCAAGACCAUUUGUCUGGAUAAAGAGAACUCUCAGCCUGAAAUUCUUCUUUGUCUUGCGGAGUACGUCGACUCUGCUUUAUCAAAAUGGACACCAGGAAGCGACUCGAGAAGACCGACGUUUGUCGCAUUCUCGAAAAGUGCAAUCGACCUCCUUCGCUGGUAUAUCGCUGACUUUGGGAUCAAGAAGGAUGUGUUUACGGAUGGGUCACUGGCUACUGCAUUGAAACAUCUCUCCAACCCCGUUUCUCAGAAAUACGAAUGGCAAGGCAAGGAUCGAGAGCCAAGAUUGUGGCAGAAGGCGACCACAACAUUUCUGGACAUACUCCAGGUUGCGAUUACCUAUGUGGAGAAACAAUACGAGAAGCCAAAUGAAAGGGAAACCUCACGAUUCUGGGAAUGCGUGGUGGACAUUGUGCGCGGUAUAGUUUCUGCCAAGGGUUAUCGCACUCAAGAACUCUCCAUGGCAGACAUGCUCGCGGAUGAAUCUUUUGAUAUCACCGCCUUCAACAGGCUGAAGAGCUUGAUCAUCCCAUCUCUCGGAGCAGCAGUGAUCAAAGAUGAUAUUCGACGGGACUUCGCAUGUGCAUUGUUCGAUUCUUCCUUUAUAUACGCCCCGAAGCGAUUUGAUCUCCCCGACACCACAACCUUGACGAACAACCCUCUCAAGGGGAUAUACGAUGUUCGCCCAGGAAGAACCUUUGAACCUCCUCCAAGUACGCGGUCGAAGAUGGCAUACGUUCUGACUGAUGCAAUGUUUGAACUCGCAGCCGUCCCAGGGGACGAUGACAACAACAACCAAGAGCCACACACCCUCCUCGCUCGAUCCAUCUCACCAUACCUAAUUCUUCGAAGCGCCGUAUCCCUGCGCGCGUAUAUCGCGGACCAACCUCUUCGCGGGCUCAUGCCGCAGCCAACACCCGCGCGUAAGGUUCUGCUGCACUUACUUCGAGGCAUGGUGGAGCUACGAAGCGUACCUAGCGCUAUCCCAGAACCUCCUGUGGUUAGAAGUGUAGCGGCAUCUCUGGUCCAACCGAAUGACAACCACCAGCUAAAGAAGCAUCUUGAGUGGAUAUACCCGCUUGUCGUAAAGGCGGUGCAAGUAGCAGGGAAGGAAAAGGAUGAUGGGGAGGUUCUUCGGGUACUGGGGGAGGUGUUGCAGGAAGUUGGCCAUUGUGGUAUAUAG
This is a messenger RNA of Aspergillus glaucus CBS 516.65, 5199 nucleotides long. Its product is annotated as putative endosomal peripheral membrane protein (Mon2). The record is from RefSeq and is a predicted model, not a curated record. The transcript is spliced from 6 exons. Lineage: Eukaryota; Fungi; Ascomycota; Eurotiomycetes; Eurotiales; Aspergillaceae. Bases 1 to 5199 code for a protein of 1732 amino acids.